Messenger RNA from Impatiens glandulifera, 513 nucleotides. Its product is annotated as glycine-rich RNA-binding protein 8-like. Bases 1 to 513 code for a protein of 170 amino acids. The transcript has a single exon. NCBI's taxonomy places the organism in Eukaryota, Viridiplantae, Streptophyta, Magnoliopsida, Ericales, Balsaminaceae. The record is from RefSeq and is a predicted model, not a curated record.
AUGAUGAGCCUUGAAAGACAGAUUAAUAUUGAUCAUCAAAGAGAGGUUAUGGAAGGAAUGGGCUUGAUCCAAAAUCAGCUGGUUGAAAUUCAAGGCAGCAUGAGAAGAACAAAUGUUGAAAGACUAGAGUAUGCUGAUUCCAUUGCAAGGAAAUUUCAAGCUGAAGAGAAUGCUAAAGCUGCUGAGAAAGAGAUGAAUCUUAUCACUCAGGGCGAUAGAAGAGGUGACGGUGCGACAACUGGCACCAGAUCUAAGCGAAGGCCAACCAAUGAUGAAAACCCAAGGCCAACUAAAAGAGGCGGAGGUCGCAGCGGUGGCGAUCGUGGAGGCCGAAGUAGUGGAGGUGAUCGCGGAGGUCGAAGUACUAACAGCGAUCGUGGUGGGCGUAAUGGUGGAAGUGGUCGUGGUGGACGUGGUCUUCCUUCGUUCCAAAAUCUAUUAACUGGUGAAGGGAUGAGCGGUGAAAGUUUCACCUAUCUAAUUGAUCCUCGAGUGAAAAGGGAAGCCCAAUAA